AGACCAGAGAGAGAGAGAGAGACAUUGAUCGUAUCAGGAACCCAAACGAGCUGUUUACCCAGGUGAAUCAUUUUUGGAACAUGCUAACAUGCUGAAUGACAUGGCUGAAAUCAGCCCUGAGAGUUACCAGAAGUUUAUACAGAGGCACAUUAAAGAGGGAAAUUAUUUCAUGGCCCCACCAGAGCCGCAUCUCUGUCUUCAUACCAAAAUAUUGGAUCCAGAGGUGAAGGUUUUGUUCAUCAACAUUUGUAGUUGGAGCAGCGUUCCAGCUCCUCAGUCUGAGGCACAUCCUGUGCUAAAUAAAGUUAAGAAGGAUUCAAUAGAAUCUGAUCAACUGAUAUGCCCGGCAAUGAAAUACAUUGAGGAGAAAUACAAAGUCACCCUUUGCCAUUCGUACCGCCUGGCUCCAUUCAAACUCAAGGGAAAAGUUAAAAGGAUAAGAGAGAGUCUGCAAGAGACAGAGAAACAAGCUGACAUCAAGACGGAAGACUCAACGAAAGUGAAUGAUUAGUUGCUAGAACAGCUUGGCUAUUAAAGGAGAAGAGCAGGAGAAUAACCCAUCCAGAAACGGCAGAGCAAGCUUGAUUGAAGAGAUCUCCAGCACUGAGAUACAGGAGGAAGGCUUGCUUAUUUCUCCCAAGCAUGACCUCUGUGUGAUGAAGGAUGAAUCUGGGUAUCCCACAAUGCUGACUCUGAAAAUUGACCUGGAGAAUGUCCAUUCUGUCGCAGAGUGUGAGCUGUGUGUCUCCAAGGAUGACUUGAUGUUUGAAGUACCUGGAAGAUACUAGCUUACACUUAAAUCUGCCACAACAAGUUAACAAAGACACAGGUAAAACACAACUCCACAAAGAAAAGCAUUUUCUAGCUGUAACAAUGCCAGUACUUAAACACAUCACAAACCACUAAAGCAUCUCCGUGACCGCCAUCAAAUCUUUGCAUGCAAUGAAAUGUAUGCUUUAUAUACCUUUUAAGGACUGUAAAAUGU
Messenger RNA from Pelobates cultripes (western spadefoot toad), 985 nucleotides. NCBI's taxonomy places the organism in Eukaryota, Metazoa, Chordata, Amphibia, Anura, Pelobatidae. The record is from the annotation of a GenBank genome assembly.